AUGGUUGAUCCUGAACCAACUCCACCCGGCAGUGCGGCGAGCAGAAAGCUGCAUUUCAUUUGUGGAGGAAGUGACAGUCGGCAAGAUGUUGAAGGCCCUAAGAGAGAAAAGAAAAGGAGGCUGGACCUGGAGGACACCGAACAGAAGGACUCUAGAGCUGAAUUUGAGGCUAAAUACCAGGAAAUGUAUCAGCAACUGGGCGCAGGAGGAUGUGGAGCUGUGUUCGCUGGCUAUCGCAGAGAAGAUGGUUUGCCCGUCGCCAUUAAACACAUAGCAGAAGGCUACGUCUUCUGCAAACACGUGGACUAUAAUGGGAGGGAGCUCUCCAUCGAGGUGGCCGUCAUGCUGAGACUGCAGGAGGAAACGAGCGGUCCUUUGGGAACCCCUGCGCUAGGGGCACCAGUAUUCCUACUAGACUGGUACAAUCUGGACAAGGAGCUGAUCCUGGUCCACGAGAGGCCGGUCCCUUGCAAAGACCUACUUAACGACAUCAAGGACAAAGGAGGCUCCUUACCAGAGGAGGAGGCCAAGAUCAUACUUAAACAGCUGGUGGAUGCAGCAGUCGACCUGCAGGAGAAACACAUUUUUCACCAGGACAUAAAGGUGGAGAACAUUUUGAUCGAGACCGGCUCGGACAUCCCGCGAGUUCGUCUUAUUGAUUUUGGACUGAGCCGCUUCGUGAAGAAAGGGGCCUCAUACCGCCGAUACUACGGCACCUAUCAACACGUACCUCCACAGUGGUACAGCUGUAACCAGAACAGACCCGGACCCACCACGGUGUGGCAGAUGGGAGUGGUCCUGUUCGAAACGCUCCACACCGGUGAAGACUUUAUGACCAAGAGGUUCAUGGAAAAGUCUCUGACAAUCAGCGAGACGCUGUCCGAAAAUUGCCAGGACUUCUUAAGACUGUGUUUGAUGGAAGACCCCAAACAACGUCCUUCCCUGAAGCAGCUCAGACGUCAUCGAUGGCUCAAAUAA
Molecule: messenger RNA, 978 nt
Organism: Pseudoliparis swirei
Lineage: Eukaryota; Metazoa; Chordata; Actinopteri; Perciformes; Liparidae
Product: serine/threonine-protein kinase pim-2-like
Exons: 9
Coding region: 1-978 (325 amino acids)
Biological process (GO): regulation of mitotic cell cycle; negative regulation of apoptotic process; protein autophosphorylation
Cellular component (GO): cytoplasm
Molecular function (GO): protein serine/threonine kinase activity; ATP binding
Source: RefSeq, a predicted model, not a curated record